AUUGCUAGAUUGCGACAUUAAUUGGAGACCAAAGCAUUUUAUUAUUGCGACAUACACAAUUUUUGCUCAACAUAUAUAUCUAUAUUUUUAUAUAGUUAAGUCAGAGUUUAAUUUUAAUUUAUUGCCACGAUGGACCUGAAAUGUGUAGUUUCUCUGAUCUGCGGAUUGGUGCUGGCAGUCGUGAUGCCUUGUGAAGGUUGGACUUCUACAACUUUCCCGACAACUUCCACUAGAUCUACAGCUACCCCGACAACCACUACAACAAGAUCUACAGCUACCCCAACAACCACUACAACAAGAUCUACAGCUACCCCAACAACCACUACAACAAGAUCUACAGCUACCCCAACAACCACUACAACAAGAUCUACAGCUACCCCAACAACCACUACAACAAGAUCUACAGCUACCCCAACAACCACUACAACAAGAUCUACAGCUACCCCAACAACCACUACAACAAGAUCUACAGCUACCCCAACAACCACUACAACAAGAUCUACAAGUACCCCGAGAGCUACAACGAGAACUACUGCUACAAAUACUCCAGCCUCGCCUUUAAACCAAAUCAAGAGCUUAGUGGACGCUGCUUUUAAAAGUUGCAACCAAACUUGUCCCUAUAAUUAUUUGACGCUAAUGGCUGCAGAUUCUAUUCAUGAAACAUGUGGUGUCUUGCAAACGUUUAUUAAUUGUUUGAAGCCUGUAUGUUAUCCUGGUAGUGUUUCUGAUAGCAUGAAAACCGCUUCUUCCAUUUGCGUUCCAAGUACAUCAACUUACACACCAUGGAGAAAUGAGACCACAGCUAGAUAUGAUACAACGAAAUCGGUAACAGAAGGAUCAUUAGUGAACCACAUUAAGACAAUUGUCGAAGCCGCCUAUAAGAGCUGUGUUACCUGUUACUCCAGUCACUUGGAUGUCCUAAACAAAGACUACAUUUACGAUGUGUGUGGUGCAUUUGAUAUUUUUGAUGGAUGUAUCAAGGCCUACUGCUACUAUGUCACCUUUUCUGAUAACAUAAAUGACGCAAGAGCCAAUUGUGACAGAAUUAGACAACCUUACCUCGACACUGGACUGUCCAGUGCUAUGUCUUGUCGAGGUCAUUGGAGGAUUUCUGCUCUUAUAUUUAUGGUCACUUUAUUUUUUAGAACUUUAUGAAAUGACUAAACAACAUUGAUCAAAGAAAAUGAAUACUUUAUUUGAUUUUUCAAAUAAUUAAAAAUAAUCUACUCAAUUGAAGCUACUGUCUUUCAGAAAAUGCCGAUUAAAAAAAAAGUU
Messenger RNA from Biomphalaria glabrata, 1275 nucleotides. RefSeq lists its product as uncharacterized. Bases 130 to 1155 code for a protein of 341 amino acids. Lineage: Eukaryota; Metazoa; Mollusca; Gastropoda; Planorbidae. The transcript is spliced from 10 exons. The record is from RefSeq and is a predicted model, not a curated record.